AUUUCUUAUAUCUUAAAGUACUUGAGCUUCCUCAGUUCUCUGUCUCUUAUUAGUUUCCCUUUCAUUUUUUUUUUUGAAAAUGGGGUUUGCAAUUGAGAAGAAAAUCUUUAUUUUGCUUGGCCUCAUGGUUCUCUUCCCAGCAGUUUGUACCUCUCAGUAUACACCCUCUAGAGCAACCUAUUAUGGUAGCCCUGACUGCUAUGGGACUCCACGUGGAGCUUGCGGGUUCGGUGAAUUCGGAAGGACCGUGAAUGAUGGCAAGGUUGCAGGAGUCUCCAAGCUCUAUAGGAAUGGAACUGGCUGCGGCACAUGUUAUCAGGUUAGAUGUACAAACCCUCAACUAUGCAACUAUGAUGGGGUGACCAUAGUGGUGACUGACUAUGGUGAAGGAGACAACACAGACUUCAUCCUCAGCCCACGUGGCUAUUCGAAUUUGGCACUUCCAAAUGCAGAGGCUGAGCUGUUUGCUUAUGGAGUGGUUGAUGUUGAAUACAAAAGGGUGUCUUGUCAAUACUCAGGUUACAAUGUCAAGUACAAGGUCCAUGAACACAGCAAAUACCCUCACUACUUUGCUCUGGUAAUCACAUACGCCGCUGGCCAAAACGACAUCACAUCCGUUGAGUUGUGGCAGGAGGAUUGCAAAGAAUGGGUUCCCAUGCGCAGAGCAUUUGGGGCAGUUUGGGAUAUGGCUAACCCACCAAGAGGCUAUAUCACCUUGAGGUUCCAAGUCAUAAGCAGCGCAGGCAACACUUACUGGGUGCAAUCAACCAAUGCCAUACCUGAGAAUUGGGAGGCUGGAGCUGUUUAUGACUCCAAAAUUCAGCUCAAUGAUUAAUUCAUGCUGUGUUUCUUUACUUAUCAAGGAUAAUUAAAUAGAGAAUGGAGAUGUGAAAUACUUUAGUUUUUAUUGUUUCUUUUUUAGUUAGCUGGUUGGUUGGUGUUUAAUUAGGGAAAACAAUAUAUGCAUGCCCGGUGGCGUAGGUGGGUGUGCUUUAUGUUGCUUCAAUAAGUAGUGGGAUGUUUGUACUUGGAAUUUGGAUUUGGUGACGUACGACAUAAAUAAAGUUUGUGCUCUUUUGUUUAGCCUAGUUAAAAAAAAAAUAUCGUG
Morus notabilis is the source of this 1108-nucleotide messenger RNA. RefSeq names its product expansin-like B1. Bases 80 to 835 code for a protein of 251 amino acids. NCBI's taxonomy places the organism in Eukaryota, Viridiplantae, Streptophyta, Magnoliopsida, Rosales, Moraceae. Gene Ontology annotation, biological process: sexual reproduction. The record is from RefSeq and is a predicted model, not a curated record. The transcript has 4 exons. Gene Ontology annotation, cellular component: extracellular region.